AUGAGUGAAAAUAACGCAAAUGAGGCUCAAUCUUUGUCAAUUGAGGAGGAGUAUGAACUUUGGAAAUCCAACGUACCGCUGUUGUACGACUUUGUAAGUGAAACUAGUCUGACAUGGCCUUCGUUAACAAUACAAUGGCUUCCUUCAAAUGAACCUGUGGAUAGCUGUAGACAGGAAUUGCUGCUUGGAACCCAUACAACUGACUAUGAAGAAAACUAUCUAAAAAUUGCUGCAGUGGAUUUACCCAAGGAAUUACUUGCAUCUACUGUGGGGCACGAUGAAUUAUCAAACGACAAUAAGUCUAAAAUCUCAAUUAUAAGAAAAUAUAAGCAUGAUGGAGAAGUCAUCAGAGCUAGAUAUAUGCCAUCAGACAGUAACAUCAUUGCUACAAUUAAUGGUAGUGGGGAGGUGUUUAUAUACGAUAGAUCAAAACCAAAAGCGGAGGGUUUAAUUAAAAGGUUGUCGCAUCACAAGGAAAACGGAUAUGGUUUGGCAUUCAAUCCCAUAGUACCAGGGAUAUUAGUCUCAGCCUCCGAUGACUCAACUGUCGCUAUUUGGGAUAUCAGUUCAAGUGUUAAGCCAAAAAAUGUUAUAACUGCACAUAAUUACGUUGUGAAUGACGCGAAGUGGCAUGAACUCGAUGGGAAUAUACUUGGGACAGUUUCGGAAGAUAACCGUUUAUUACUACAUGACGAAAGAUCGCUAUCAAAGCCUAUUAGAACCCUAGAAACGGCUUCCCCUUUCAAUACAUUGGCUUUUAGCAAGCAUAACACAAAUCUAUUUGCUGCUGCCGGAACAGAUUCUCAAGUAUACCUAUAUGAUAUGAGGAAUACUUCAAUUCAAUUGCAUAGCAUGGUCGGUCACCAAGCUUCUGUAACGAGUCUAGAAUUUUCACCGCAUAUCGAUGGUAUACUUUGUAGCAGUGGUAAUGAUAGACGUGUAGUAAUUUGGGACUUGACCCAAAUAGGAGCCGAACAAGCACCCGAUGAUGCAGAUGAUGGGGUUCCAGAAUUGAUGAUGAUGCACGCAGGUCAUAAAAGUGGUGUAAAUGAGUUUUCUUUCAAUCGUCAAAUCCCGUGGCUUAUGGGCAGUGUCGAAGAGGAUAAUAUUGUUCAUGUUUGGAAAUUGUCCAAAAAAUUGACCUCAUCUGAUAUUCCUGCUGUUAAAGACAUUCAUUCGUUGGAAUAA
Molecule: messenger RNA, 1188 nt
Organism: Eremothecium sinecaudum
Lineage: Eukaryota; Fungi; Ascomycota; Saccharomycetes; Saccharomycetales; Saccharomycetaceae
Gene: HAT2
Product: Hat2p
Exons: 1
Coding region: 1-1188 (395 amino acids)
Biological process (GO): regulation of gene expression
Cellular component (GO): nucleus; cytoplasm; Rpd3L-Expanded complex
Molecular function (GO): histone binding
Source: RefSeq, a predicted model, not a curated record